Molecule: messenger RNA, 1375 nt
Organism: Jaminaea rosea
Lineage: Eukaryota; Fungi; Basidiomycota; Exobasidiomycetes; Microstromatales
Product: putative RPP0-acidic ribosomal protein L10.e
Exons: 2
Coding region: 85-1023 (312 amino acids)
Biological process (GO): ribosomal large subunit assembly; cytoplasmic translation; ribosome biogenesis
Cellular component (GO): cytosolic large ribosomal subunit
Molecular function (GO): large ribosomal subunit rRNA binding; structural constituent of ribosome
Source: RefSeq, a predicted model, not a curated record
CGAGGUCGUCGGCGGCGUAUCAAAUACCAGACACUACCACUACACCAACACCAAACCCCAUCUUCACGUUCUUCUUCAUCCAAAAUGGGAGGCACUCGCGCUGCUAAGGAGGCUUGGUUCGUUCGUCUCAACGAGGCCCUCGACACCUUCCCCUCCAUCUUCAUCGUCAAUGUCGACAAUGUCGGAUCUCAGCAGAUGCACCAGAUUCGUCACACCCUUCGUGGCAAGGGUACCGUCCUCAUGGGCAAGAACACCAUGGUUCGCCGUGCCCUUCGUCUGAUCAUCUCGGAGAAGCCCCAAUUCGAGAAGCUCAUGCCCUUCGUCAAGGGAAACAUCGGCUUCGUCUUCACCUCCGGUGACCUCAAGGACAUCCGUAACCAGAUCCUGGCCAACCGUGUCGCUGCCCCCGCUCGUGCCGGUGCUUUCGCUCCUGCCGACGUCAUCGUCAAGGCCGGCAACACCGGUAUGGAGCCCGGCAAGACGUCCUUCUUCCAGGCUCUCGGUGUCCCCACCAAGAUCGCCCGUGGUACCAUUGAGAUUGUCUCCGAUGUCAAGGUCGUCUCUGGUGGCACGCGCGUCGGUUCGUCCGAGGCCACGCUGCUCAACAUGCUCAACAUCUCGCCGUUCACCUACGGAAUGAGCGUGACGCAGAUCUACGACAACGGACAGACCUUCGAGUCGGACGUCCUCGACGUUUCCGAGGAGACCCUCGUCGAGCGCUUUGCUCUGGGUAUCAAGCAGAUGGCUUGCCUCUCGCUCGCUCUCAACUACCCUACCAUCGCCUCGGUCAACCACGUCCUUGUCAACUCGUACAAGAACCUCAUUGCCAUCUCGCUGGCCACCGACUACGAGUUCGAGGGCUCUGCCAAGGCCAAGGAGUACCUUGCCAACCCCGAGGCUUUCGCCGCCGCCGCUCCCGUCGCUGCCGCUGCCGCUGCCGACGCCCCGGCUGCUGCUGCCGAGGAGAAGGAGGAGGAGAAGGAGGAGUCCGACGACGACAUGGGCUUCGGUCUCUUCGACUAAGCGUUGCGCCGACACAAGGGGUCACGUCGUUCAAUCGCGUGCCCUCGUUCAGCCGCGACCAUAUAUUUGCAAUGCAGAUCUCAGCUUUGCAGCCCUCAAAGUACCGUGUGAUUGGUGUGAAGGCAGUGGCGUGCAAAAGAUGAAGGGGAAGAUACCUCUGAUGCGUUUGGCACGGCUCUCGCCGUUGUGUAUGUCGUGUCCGUGACUCAGAUCUAUUUCCACAUGACUGAUCGUGACCAGGGUCCACGUCUAUCGUCCCAUCGUUCAUCCGCCGCCAGCGCCAGUACCGUCCCUCUGUUGAUGCUUCCCCUUCCCUCCUCGCUGAGGGUGCUGCUGACCGCGAAGCUGCUCA